Molecule: messenger RNA, 2476 nt
Organism: Leptonychotes weddellii (Weddell seal)
Lineage: Eukaryota; Metazoa; Chordata; Mammalia; Carnivora; Phocidae
Source: RefSeq, a predicted model, not a curated record
AUCGGCUCCUAUUUUGGGAGUGUGCUGUGUUCCGUCGAUGUGAAUAAAGACACCAUUACAGAUGUGCUCUUGGUGGGUGCACCAAUGUACAUGAACGACUUAAAGAAAGAGGAAGGAAGAGUCUACCUGUUUACCAUCACAAGGGGCGUUUUGAAUUGGCACCAAUUUCUUGAAGGCCCUGAGGGUGUUGAAAAUGCUCGGUUUGGUUCAGCGAUUGCAGCUCUUUCAGAUAUCAACAUGGAUGGCUUUAACGAUGUAAUAGUUGGUUCACCUUUGGAAAAUCAGAACUCUGGAGCUGUGUAUAUCUACAACGGUCACGAGAGCACCAUUCGCAUUAGAUAUUCUCAGAAAAUCUUGGGAUCCGAUGGAGCCUUUAGGAGCCAGCUCCAGUACUUUGGGAGAUCUUUGGAUGGUUAUGGUGACUUAAAUGGGGAUUCUAUCACCGAUGUGUCUGUUGGUGCCUUUGGGCAAGUCGUUCAGCUCUGGUCACAGAGUAUUGCUGAUGUAUCUGUGGAAGCUUUGUUCACACCAGAAAAAAUUACUUUGUUCAACAAGAAUGCUGACAUAAAACUCCAACUCUGUUUCAGUGCCAAGUUUAGACCUACUAAGCGAAACGAUCGAGUGGCCAUUAUCUACAACAUCACAAUUGAUGCCGACCUGUAUUCAUCCAGAGUAACCUCCAGGGGUUUAUUUAAAGAAAAUAAUGAAAGGUGCCUGCAGAAGAAUAUGCUCAUAAGCCAAGCACAGAGUUGCGCUGAGCACACCAUCCACAUACAGAAGCCCUCUGACGUUGUCAACUCUUUGGAUCUGUGUGUGAACAUCAGUCUGGAAAACCCUGGCACCAGCCCCGCCCUUGAAGUCUACUCUGAGAAGGCCAAGGUCUUCAGUAUCCCUUUCUACAAGGACUGUGGGGAUGAUGGAGUUUGUAUCUCGGAUCUAGUUCUAGAUGUCCAACAACUGUCAGCCACUCAAGAUCAACUCUUUAUUGUCAGCAACCAAAACAGAAGGUUAACAUUUUCAGUAACACUGAAAAACAAAAGAGAAAGUGCAUACAACACUAGAAUUGUUGUUGAUUUUUCAGAAAACUUGUUUUUUGCUUCCUGGUCCAUGCCGGUUGAUGGGACAGAAGUAACAUGCCAGAUCGCUUCAUCUCAGAAGACUGUUACCUGUGAUGUUGGCUACCCUGCUUUGAAGAGGGAGCAACAGGUGACUUUCACUAUUAACUUUGACUUCAAUCUUCAAAACCUUCAGAAUCAGGCAUCUGUCCAUUUCCAAGCCUUAAGCGAAAGCCAUGAAGAAAACACGGCAGAUAAUUUGGUCAACUUCAAAAUUCCUCUGCGGUAUGAUGCCGAUAUUCACAUAACGAGAUCCACCAACAUAAAUUUUUAUGAAGUCUCCUCAGAUGGGAAUGUUCCUUCUGUCAUGCACAGUUUUGAAGAUAUUGGUCCAAAAUUCAUCUUCUCCAUUAAGGUAACAACAGGGAGUGUUCCAGUAAGCAUGGCAUCUGUAAUCAUCCACAUCCCUCAGUACACCAAAGAAAAGAACCCACUGAUGUACCUGACUGAGGUGCACACAGAUCAGGCUGGUGACAUCAGCUGUAAGGCCGAAAUAAAUCCACUGAAAAUAGGACACAUGUCUCCUUCUGUGUCUUUCAAGAAUGAAAAUUUCCGGCACAUAAAAGAAUUGGUGAGGACAGGUUAAUGGGGUGACUAUUUCUUUGGGUGAUUCACUGUUUGUUUUACCUGGAAAUCAAAGCACUUCUUUUCUAUCACCUCAUGUUACAGAAUUUUCUCAUUUUGGCUUUGAUGACCCGUAUGAAUCAAGAUUUAGAAAAUACACUCUCAAAUCUAGGUUAUUGGGAUUAUUACUUAUGCCGGUAAUAUAAAAUCCAUGUAUCAGAUUUCACGAAAUCAAAAGGAUUUCAUGUGAAACUACUGUUUUGUAUCAGGCACUUUGUAAGCAUUGCAAUGAUUUGUGAGAGAUCUGCGCAUGCGCUUUGAAGGUGAAGCUCCUUACAUUCCCCCUUCCGCAUCAUCACUGAGGUCUUAUUUAGCUGCUAAUACGCCUCUCUGGCCACCCUUCUCGGUUUUCCAAUAUUUUAUUAUCUCCUGCUCCAGAGUGAUGAGCCUUUCCUUGAGAAAGAGGCUAGUCUAGCAUCUGGUAUGGUGCUUGGCACAUAUUAAGAACUCAAAUAGUGAACAUUUAGCAAACAGUAACCCUAAACAGACCGUAGUUCUCCUCUAAGAACAACACUGAAAUUCUGGUUUUCAUUUAUUGAAAUUGUUUUAUUUUGUGAUGGGUAAGGGUGGGGGUACAGGAAAAUAGAAUGAAAUAGUUUCUUUUUUAUAGUGUAAUUACAGUGUAAGUAUGGCUUAAAUCUAAACAGUAGUAUGUAAAAAUGCCCAGGAGAAACUCAGGGUAUGCCAAAAUAUACCUCUGAGCAUUAUCCUUAUUUUUUUUUUUUUUAUUUAUUUAU